UCUCUUGCACAUUGUAGUCGAAGCGGUAUAGUUGUACACAAAAUUGUUAAAAUAAUUAACAAUGGCCGGCAUGACGAGUGUGGAAAAAGGUGAACUGAUGGAGCAGGUGAAGCAACAGAUUCAGGUUGCCAACGCCCAGGAGCUCCUCACAAAAAUGACUGAAAAGUGCUUUAAAAAGUGCGUUGGGAAGCCUGGAACCUCUCUGGACUCCUCGGAGCAGAAAUGCAUAUCCAUGUGCAUGGACCGAUUCAUGGACUCGUGGAAUCUCAUUUCUCGAGCAUAUGGCCAAAGAUUGCAGCGCGAGUCCAAAAUGUGAGCUGACGUUGGCAGCUUGAACAGCAGCAUCCGCGUCUCUUACUCUAAUUCUAGUUAUUAAAACACAAUAACACUAUUUGUACAAUUUUGACAUUAAUCGGCCAUCGGCAUCGAUGCUGAUCUGUAGAGUUCGUUCCCUUGCGUUCAGCUUCGACUUGGACCGAGAAUAAAUGUAACGUACCUCACCUCCUAAUUUUAAUUUGAAUUCAACUGAACUGUAAAGUGCAAUAUUCAUUAAAUCAGCUCUUAUUUACACAAAA
Molecule: messenger RNA, 575 nt
Organism: Scaptodrosophila lebanonensis
Lineage: Eukaryota; Metazoa; Arthropoda; Insecta; Diptera; Drosophilidae
Product: mitochondrial import inner membrane translocase subunit Tim13
Exons: 3
Coding region: 62-316 (84 amino acids)
Source: RefSeq, a predicted model, not a curated record